UAACUAAUUUGGAAUUGAGACGUAGUUGAUUGAUGAUUGCCGUGUGUUUUUUUCACGCGGCAUCAGCAAAUCUUCCUCUUCCUCUUCCACCUCCGCCUGAAAAACAAAAUUUGAACAAAGAUACAGCUUAAAAAAACAAGCAAAAGAAAGAAAAAAACAACCAACUUCCUCCAAUUUUUCCCUUCAAAUGAUAGUAACAAGUGAAGGAAUGAAAAUACCAUGGACGAAUGUGAUCACUUGCAUUGUGUUAGUUUUGUUAUGUUAUAGCAUUGAGGAAUGUAAGGGACAAGACUACGGUGGCGAGUCGACGGUUCCGGCGGCACCUCCGCCGGAUCAGGACAACUGCGACGGCGUAUUCGUGUCGUAUGCAUUCGACAGCCGCGAACGGGAAUACCCGUUCGUGAAAAAUGUAUCGGCACAAGCAUGGGCAUUUAAUUCGAUGUUGACGGUCAUAAAUACAGGGCUAUUCGAGCUGAAAUCGUGGAAAGUUCACGUAGGGUUUCAGCACAAUGAGCUAUUGGUGUCGACGGACGGAGCCGUGGCGGUGGAAGGCGACGGAUUUCCGAUUAAAGUCGGGAAAAACGGCACGGUUUUGGCUGGAUUCCCGCAAUCGGAUUUGAAAACGGCGAUUGAUACUGCCGGAGAUUUUACGCAAAUGGCGGCUCAGGUGAAGAUAAAGGGAACACAAUUUGGAGUUUCGCCUAAAGCAACGCCAAUGCCUAAGACAAUUAAGCUGCUCAAUGAUGGAUACAAAUGCCCUGCUCCUAAGAAAUACAAAACUUAUAUGCAGAUGUGCUGCAAGAGGGACCCCAAAUUCAAGCCAAAAAAUACCACCAUCAAGUUCAUGCCUCGUCAAUACGGAGACCUCUCGUUCACAUACGACGUUCUAUCCGCGUUUGAGAACAAGUACCAAGCUCAAGUCACCAUCGAUAACCUCAGCCCGUUAGGUCGUCUUGAUCAUUGGAACUUGACGUGGGAAUGGAUGCGGAAUGAGUUCAUUUAUAGCAUGCAAGGCGCCUACACACACAAAAAAGACCCGUCAGAAUGCAUUUACGGUGCUCAGGGACAAUACUACAAGGAUUUCGAUUUCACUACCGUCUUGAAUUGCCAAAAGAAGCCACUCAUAUCCGACUUGCCACCUGAAAUGGAAAACGAUGACAAACUUGGCAAGUUACCUUAUUGUUGCAGAAACGGGACACUUUUGCCUUCUACUAUGAACGAGACUAAGGCUCGAUCUAUUUUCCAGAUGCAAGUCUUCAAACUUCCUCCUGAUUUGAACAGAACUGCCCUGUAUCCGCCUAUGAACUGGAAAAUCGAAGGUACAAUUAAUCCGGACUACAAAUGUGGCCCGCCUAUAAGAGUUGAUCCAUCAGGAUUCCCUGACCCUAGUGGAACCGGCAUGACUUCAAGUGCUGUUGCCAGCUGGCAAAUUACUUGCAACAUCACCCGCCCGAAGCCAAAACAGAAUAAAUGUUGUGUUUCUUUCUCGGCUUUCUAUUCCGACUCUGUUAUCCCAUGCAACACUUGCGCGUGUGGAUGUCAGCAAACGUCUAAAUGUGAUGCGAAUAUAAAACCGUUGCUUCUCCCUCCACAAGCCCUUCUUGUCCCUUUUGAAAACAGGGACACCCUGGCGAAAGAAUGGUACAAAAUCAAGCAUUUAGGCUCUAUGCCUAAAAAACCCCCCUGUCCUGAUAAUUGUGGAGUAAGUGUUAAUUGGCAUUUGGAUAGUGACUAUAAUUCUGGAUGGACGGCCCGAGUAACUCUAUUUAACUGGGGUAACGACCAGUAUGAGGAUUGGUUCACGGCUGUGCAAAUGAAGAAGAACAUCGCGGAUGGGUAUGAGAACGUUUACUCCUUCAACGGGACUAAGUUACCUCAACGAAACAACACGAUUUUUAUGCAAGGGUUGAAAGGAUUGAACUAUUUAGUUGGUGAAGUUAAUGGGACUAAUCCUGAUAAAGAUCCAAGAGUACCUGGAAAACAACAAUCAGUGAUCUCAUUCUUGAAGAAAAACAUACCAAAUAUUAACAUUGAAGCUGGUGAUGGAUUCCCUUCUAAGGUGUUCUUCAACGGCGAAGAAUGCGCGCUUCCAACAGAUUUUCCUAAAAAGAGUGCAGCAUUCAAAGGACAAGUUGGUUUGUUGCCUGCAGUUUUGCUUGCUCUCAUCACUUUCUUUCUGUUGACAGAUCAAUUACACUGAUUUCCCAUCCUAUCAACUGGGUUUCAGUUUCAAGAUUUUCUAUAGGGCAAAUGGACAUGAAGUUGGGAGUUGUAAAGAAAGAGAAAUGGAUCAAGAAAAGAAGAUCCCAAGACAUGAUUUGGAUAUUAGAAGACUUUGUAACAAAGUUUUUAAGACAGAACAUGAAUGUAUACUUGUUUGA
This is a messenger RNA of Lycium ferocissimum, 2381 nucleotides long. RefSeq names its product COBRA-like protein 10. The coding region runs from base 188 to 2200 and encodes 670 amino acids. The record is from RefSeq and is a predicted model, not a curated record. The transcript is spliced from 5 exons. Gene Ontology annotation, biological process: cellulose microfibril organization. Gene Ontology annotation, cellular component: membrane. Lineage: Eukaryota; Viridiplantae; Streptophyta; Magnoliopsida; Solanales; Solanaceae.